This is a messenger RNA of Cyclopterus lumpus (lumpfish), 1548 nucleotides long. RefSeq names its product chromobox homolog 8a (Pc class homolog, Drosophila) (gene cbx8a). The record is from RefSeq and is a predicted model, not a curated record. The coding region runs from base 321 to 1370 and encodes 349 amino acids. The transcript is spliced from 5 exons. Lineage: Eukaryota; Metazoa; Chordata; Actinopteri; Perciformes; Cyclopteridae.
ACCCCCUCAGGGACCUCCGGGGUCCGUGGACCCGCUGUGGUCGUGCUCGUCCCUCCGUGCCAGACAUUCCUGUACAGCAGCCGGAGCAGCGGGACUCCUCCCCCUCGCUCACGGACCCGGAGCACGUAGCAACAACGGAGCCAAUGUGCUGCUCCGCGAUCCGUCCUUCCGACUGCGGUGCCUGGCAACAGAAAAAAGACGUGAUGACGUCCUCUCCAGAUUGCGUAUUAUGGGAUGUGCGCAAUUAAACAACCCGAAGAGGACACGGGGAAGCCUAAAAUAUUAAAAAAGACCGACAUAAACGAGGCGUAUGGUGAAUCAUGGAGCUCUCGGCUGUCGGUGAGAGCGUCUUCGCCGCAGAGUCCAUCAUUAAACGGAGAAUCAGACGGGGUUGCUGGGAGUAUCUGGUGAAAUGGAAGGGCUGGUCCCAGAAGUUCAGCACUUGGGAGCCGGAGGAAAACAUUCUGGAUGCGCGUCUCUUCGCUGCCUUCGAGGAGAGGGAGCGCGAGAAGGAGCUGUUUGGGCCGAAGAAGAGGGGUCCCAAACCCGAGACCUUCCUCUUGAAGGCCAAGGCCAAAGAAAAGAUGUAUGAAUUCAAACGAGAGGCUCCAAGAGGGAUCCAGGUUUCCUAUCCCACCCCGGAGCCGGUCGUAACUCCGAGGGCCCGGGAGGGUUUACGGACCGUGGUUCCCACAAUCUUUCCACCGAGCUCGGUCAACAGAGGGGAAAGUGUCCACAUCCGCCCCCCAGAGCUGGAGCGGAGGCCCAGGCCGACUCCACCAGCUCCUCUGACAGUCCAAGAAACCGUUCGGUUCCCCAAGAAGAGAGGCCGCAAACCGAAGCUGCAUGUCCGUUAUGAUGACGACGAUGGAGGCAGCUCAGUAGAGCCGGACACCAAGCGGACCAGGCCACCGGAGGAGCCCAACAUGUCGCGACGCUUGCUCCAUCCCGGAGAGACGUCCGAUCACAGCCUCAUCCAGCUGACCCGGAGGUUUCAGGAGGAGACCACGAUCACACCCAAACACAGCAGCCUCUCUUACGGCUGCGCAUUCAGUCCAGAUGUGCGCGGAAGUGAUCCGGGGGCGCGCAGGACUAAAUGCGAGUCCAGGUUGUCUCUUGGUCGGCCCGGCAGCUCCGCGGAGCACCGGAGGCACGAGGCGGAGGAGUGCCGUCUGCCCCGGGGACAACCUGCUGCCCUCUCCACGCAGUCCGAGUCCACCCACGACCAGUCCACGCGACCGGCCUCGACCUGGUCCCCCAGUUUCACCAGUCUGGACUCUGUGACCGUGACAGACGUCACCAUGAACCUUUUGACAGUCACCGUCAGAGAAAGCAGCACCGAGAAAGGCUUCUUCCGGGGGAAAAGAUGAGCAGGCCCGGGCUGCGGAUGUAGGUUAGAAGCUCGUAUAUGCGUCCGUAAUUGUUUAACAAGCUACUAACUAACGCGCUUACUGUAAUACUAUAUUUUUGUCUAUGUAACUGUCAAACGUGUAAAUACAAAUAUUUAAUACGCUGCUGAGAAAAUAAAAUAAAAAAGUGAUUGUGAGU